Harpia harpyja (harpy eagle) is the source of this 1973-nucleotide messenger RNA. It is a transcript of the gene CABYR, whose product is annotated as calcium binding tyrosine phosphorylation regulated. Gene Ontology annotation, biological process: sperm capacitation. Lineage: Eukaryota; Metazoa; Chordata; Aves; Accipitriformes; Accipitridae. Bases 40 to 1866 code for a protein of 608 amino acids. The record is from RefSeq and is a predicted model, not a curated record. The transcript is spliced from 5 exons. Gene Ontology annotation, molecular function: calcium ion binding. Gene Ontology annotation, cellular component: sperm fibrous sheath; cytoplasm.
UUAAAGGGGUGUUUGGGAAGGGGUGGAGGAGGGUUAUUGAUGGCAUGGCAAGGGAUGAGCAGCUGCCAUCGCGCUGUUGGCGUUAGACACUUCGCGCUGGGGCGGGGUAGACGCUCAGCUGAGGGGUUCUGUUUGUACAGAUGGGAAACCAUAAGCCAACUUGAGUGGGUGAAGAUGCAGUCUUCAAAGAUCAGGCUGAUUGUUCCACGCGGCCUCAAGACUCUGCUUGAGGGAGUGAGCCGGGCUGUCAUAGAAAACAACCCAGAUGACAUUGCUGAGUUUUUUGCUCUCUAUUUCCAAGAGCUUGUCACCUUUCGAAAAGGUUUGUUCCUACCAGUGCUUCCUCUGAAGAAUCAUCCAAAUCUGGAUCUAACAGAGCUGGUUGAACAGUUUGAGUUCAUUAGCGAAAAUGGGAAUAAGGGACUGGAAGAGAAGACAUCAGAGUACACAGAUACUUUGUUUUCUGGGGAGCCCAAGCAAAAGGACAAGUGUACUGACACAGAGGAAGACCAGCUCCUUGAAGAACCUGAUAUUCAAUAUAGCUCCAAAGUAACUCAACACCCAUCAAUUGCCAGUUCCAUUGCAGAAAGCAAAUCCUCCCCUGGAUCUGAUGGAGCUUCAUCCCCUGAGGGACCUGAACUGGUGUACAUCCCUGCUGAGCCUGCACAGCUUGCUGCCCAUGUGCUAGGUAACACUGAUUCUUUUUAUUCUGUGAGGGAUGUGGCAACCAGCGUGCAGACUCUUCAUGAAGACUCUCAGACCUCAGAGGAUGAAUGUACACCAGUAGAAGGUGCUGCUGAAGAUGCUUCUGCUGUCCCAGCAGCUGAUGCUUCUGUAGAGGCUGUUAGGCCACAACCAGGAGCGUGGAGUCAGUCCUCCAUAGCUGGAGAACUAGGGCCCUCAGACAGCCAGGCUGAUGUCUCAACAAAUGAUGUAAAUCAAGCUUCCUUGGUCUCUUUGUGGGAAGACCCAUCAUCAUUGCCUCUUUCACUACCACCAUCACGUACUCCUAAAGAUCCAUUGCAGGCUGUGCCUUCCUGCAAUGAAGCUGAGGUUACCUCAACCACUGAGGUUGUAUCACUGUGUUGGGAUGAUGAGCUGAUUAUGGACACAGAGGUUCUACCUUAUGUAGAGCAGUUUCCACAGAAAAUAAUCAUUCCCUUUGUAGACCAAACAGCUUAUCUGUUAAAGAUUGAGCAGCCUUUAAAUGUGGGCCAGGGCUUAAGUGCUAUGACCUCAGGUUCAUCUGCUGAUGAUUUAGUGUGCCAUCCUGAGAGAACAGAAUCUACAGUAGAAGUGGAAUCAGCUGAGCAAGUUUAUGUUGUGUCAGCCAUGGCAUCAAGUGAAGCAGGACAGCCACCACCCCAUUCUAAUGUGUGGACUCUCUAUUGCCUAACUGACUUGAGACAAGGUCAAAAAUCACCACCUUCCCUUCCUCCUGCUGGAGCUGGUGUUCCUUAUUCCCAGGCAACCCCUAGUCUUUCCAGGGGGAAAGGUCAACAAUGUGGUCAGCUGUCAAAACUAUCUGCCCCAAUUUAUGUGAUGCAAGAAGAAAGCAAGACAGGAAAUGCUCCACCUUUCAUUUUAGUGGGCUCUAAUGUGCAGGACACACAGGACUGGACACCUAUUCCUAGCCAUGCUGUCUUUGCACAGCAAGAUGCAGGUGCCAAGAGAUUCACUACAGUCCCAGUCCCAGUCGCCAGGCCAGCUGAUGAGGAAAGAGAUUUGGCAAGCCCAAAUUCUAAUUCUGCAGAGGAAACUGAGGCUAAGCUGCACACAGCCCAUGUUUUCUCAGUUGCCAUCCCUCUGGAUGAUGUGAUGUCUGCAAAGAAAGGCCCACCAGCUGGUGAUAAGCACACAGGUUGAGAAGAGAGACUGUGUGGAGUUCAGGAAGAGUUCAGGAGGAACAGAGAUUACAUUGUAAUAAAUCAAGUAAAACUUAAUGCAAAUGCUCAAAAAAAGCCAGCAAUUAG